GGGCGAGGCCAACCCAGAGUCAGAGGCCCAGAUUGGUGGAUGGGACUGAGGGGCGUGGCCUCUUGUAAGCCGAAUGUUGGAAUAGGAGGCGGGCUCAAAUCUGGACCUGGCUGGAGAGGGCGGGUUCUUAAGCCCCUCCCACUGCCUACCCCUACCUGUGCUCUCCCCUCCCUGCUCCUUCCUCUCUCCAUCUCAUCCCCGCAGAAAAAGUCGAAGAUCUCCGCCUCGAGAAAACUGCAGCUGAAGACCCUGAUGCUGCAGAUAGGGAAGCAGGAGCUGGAGCGCGAGGCAGAGGAGCGGCGCGGGGAGAAGGGCCGCGCUCUGAGCACGCGGUGCCAGCCCCUGGAGGUGGCCGGGCUGAGCUUCGAGGAGCUGCAGAUUGCAGAUCUGACCCAGAAGAUCCUUGACCUCCGGGGCAAGUUCAAGCGGCCCACGCUGCGGCGGGUGCGGAUCUCCGCGGAUGCCAUGAUGCAGGCGCUGCUGGGGACCAAGGCUAAGGAGUCCUUGGACCUGCGGGCCCACCUCAAGCAGGUGAAGAAGGAGGACACGGAGAAGGAAAACCGGGAGGUGGGAGACUGGCGCAAGAAUAUCGAUCUGCUGAGCGGCAUGGAGGGCCGCAAGAAGAACCGAGGGCCACGCUCCCGGAAGCCACGGGCACAUCAGGGCAGAGCUGGGGCACCAACCUAG
Molecule: messenger RNA, 687 nt
Organism: Myotis davidii
Lineage: Eukaryota; Metazoa; Chordata; Mammalia; Chiroptera; Vespertilionidae
Gene: TNNI3
Product: troponin I type 3 (cardiac)
Exons: 5
Coding region: 40-687 (215 amino acids)
Biological process (GO): muscle contraction
Cellular component (GO): troponin complex
Source: RefSeq, a predicted model, not a curated record